Pseudogymnoascus destructans is the source of this 2375-nucleotide messenger RNA. RefSeq lists its product as uncharacterized. The coding region runs from base 116 to 2281 and encodes 721 amino acids. The transcript has 8 exons. The record is from RefSeq and is a predicted model, not a curated record. Gene Ontology annotation, cellular component: kinetochore; cytosol; nuclear body. Lineage: Eukaryota; Fungi; Ascomycota; Leotiomycetes; Thelebolales; Thelebolaceae.
CAGCACUGUGCACUAGAACACCACGCAUCACCAAAACACCCAACAUAUGCAUCAUACUGUAUAAAGUCACGUUCAUACAAGAAAAAUCACGGUGGAUAAUGUCAAGGAUAUCAUAAUGCAGUCUUCUCCUCCGCCCCAAGAUGACAGGAAGACAAUUGGACUUCUGUUGACAGACCUCAAACAUGCUGCUCAGAUACCGGCGAAACAGAGAGCUGUUAAAAUCAAUGGGACUGUUGAAAGAGUGGCAAAUAAGGCCUUUGAGGAUGGGCUCUCUGAAGCGUCCUUGGACGAGCUUGUUGACAUCGUAACGCUGCCAAAUGAGCUCGACCAGGCCAGCAUCGCGAACAUUAUCAGAAAUUUGUACCCAGCCGCACAAAUAUCGGAUGAUACUCUUGUGAAAGUUAUAGGCUCUUUGGGCCAUGGACAAUCCAGAGCGGCUUUUCCGGUGCAGUCACUUCUGUUGAAGUGGCUGGUUAUGGUCUACGACUCCAUGAGGAGCCCGAAGAUAUUAUCUCAUGCAUACAGCUUCCUGUUCAACCUGCUCGAUACAAUUGCCAUAAGAUCGCCCCUGUGCCAUCUCCUGUCGCUGAUUACUCGCCGGAAACACGUGAGACCAUUCCGAAUUCAAUCGCUAUUGGAAUUAGCAAGGCGUUCCGGCAGUGAACCACCACUUGUCGGACUCAUCAGAGUCUACAAGGACUAUUAUCCAGAUGUCAUUGUUGGCCAGCUGACAGCGGGAAGAUCAUCGGUGUUUACGCAUCCAAAUCCCCAGUGGAAAGCCAGGUUGGCAGAGAUCCAAGAAGCAUAUGUUCAGAAAACUGUAGAUGAGCAACAAUCUCAACGUGACACCUUCCGAGUUGUGAGACGUGGCAUAAAUGGGGUAAAGAGAAGCAGGGUCUCUGUGAUACCAGAGGUGCACACCUCUAAUGCUCAAGAGACAUCGGUGACAUUGGAAGAAAUUGAGAAUGUUAGCGGCUUCGUUGGCGUGCUCGAGAAGAUAGAACUGCCCAACCAAUUGGUAGCUGUCAUGGGCGACCCCCUACUACAAAAGCUCCUGCAGCUGAAAUCUACAGAUGCGGUGAGGCAGCGAGUGGAUAACUGGCUUAUGGCAUUCUUUAAAGACCAGCUCGAAGGGGGUGGAUCAUCGGAGAGCGCUCUUUUGGACAUGUUAGGUUCAAUAUUGGAGUAUACUCGAUUCACAAAGGAUCUCCCACCGGCUUGCGCUAAAUAUCUCCAUUCCCUACUCGAAGACUGGAAUGGGCUUACAGGGCGCCCGGUUGUACUCGAUCUUCUUUCAUAUACUCCAAUUGCUCCAUUUGAAGAACUCUAUUUAUCAACCUUCCAGCCUCUGGAAUGGGCAAUCCUAGACGACACCCCGACUUCGCAGAUAGAUCUUCUCACAUUCUACACCUCCAUCCUCAGAAACUGGACUUCUGCUCUUCUCUCCAGCACCCCGCCAGCCUUCACAAGCACCACAAUUAGCGCUCUUACUACCCACGUUAAUGUUCUGGCUUUAACGAUAGUCCAAACAGGCCAUUUACAAAGCACCAUCACCCACCACUCGGUCCUUUACUUCUACGAAGCCAUGGCAGGCCUUCUCAGCCAACCCUCACUCCAAGCACAUGUGCGCAUCAUAACUCCGCCAUCAGCUCUAGUAUACACACUCCACUUCGCACCAUCACUAUCAACCUUCUCCCGCCUCUGUACCAUCCUCGCACUAUACAAACGAGCCUUCGAGACGGCAAUGUCGAAGCCCAUCCCCGCGCGACCAGACCCAGCCCAAGGAGCAACCCCAGAAUCAUACCCCAAAGAGUACGUCAACCAUUUCAACGGCUUCCUCAUGGACAUCUGCAACUGCCUGUGGCGAUCACGCGCGUUCAACACGACAGACACGAACGCCCUCGGUUGCCUCCUUCCGCCUCUACUACUCCCGAAAUUUACAUCCUAUGUCUCCUCCCUGGACACCGGCCUCACACUGCCAUUGCUAUUCACUCUCUCAUACUCUCCCGUCCUAUGCAACCUCUCGAUCUCGUAUCUGCGGGAGCUGGAGGAUAAGGCGGAUCAGGCAGAGGGCGGGAUUAAGAUCCGGCACGCGGGUCCGGUGACACAGAAGAGCUUGGUUACGCUUGGGAAAGACGGGGGGCUGCAGCUCAGCUGGGCGGAUUAUAGGUUAGGUGUGCUGACUUACUUGGAGCGGAGGGGUGCCAAGGGGGUGGGUGAGCUGAUGUAUAACACGAUGAAGCAUUUGAUGGCGGCGAGAGAGACAGCUGCUAAGGGUUGAGAGAUAGUGGCUGGGAUGAGGGUAUACCAGCUCACAUGUCGGUUCUGAAUUAGAGCACAAUGACAAGCGCAUUUUGACAUAUAGUAACGUGUAG